AUGCGUGGUAAUGAAAGUCGGACACCGCCCUCCUCAACGAUACUGCCAUAUUAUUAUUUUUUUUCUCUUUCUCCCCCCCCCCCCCACCGCCACCGUUUUCUUUCGUUACCACUUUUUGGUUCCUUUCUUUUUCCCAUAAUUUUUUCUUCUUUUUUCCUUUUUACUUGUGUCUCCUUUUCUUUGUUCAUUUUGUUACUUUUUUCUUUUUUUUUUCUUUCUUCUCCUUCCUUUAUUUUUUGUUUCUCCUUUCUUUCUUUCUUUCUUUCUUUCUUUCUUAAUAAUUCUUCAUUCUUUCUUUCUCUCUUCCUUUCUUUCUUAAUAGUUAAUCACCAUUUAUUUCCUGCUUUCUUUCUUUCUUUCUUUCUUUCUUUCUUUCUUUCUUUCUUUUUUCAUUUUAGUUCUCCUUCCUUUAUCCCUUUAUUUUUUUGUUUCUUCUUUCUUUCUUUUAUGGUCUUUCUUUCUUUCUUUCUUUCUUUCUUUCUUUCUUUCUUUCUUUCUUUCUUUCUUAAUAAUUCCUCAGUCUUUCUUUCUCUCUUCCUUUCUUUCUUAAUUGUUAACCACUAUUUCUUUCUUUCUUUCUUUCUUUCUUUCUUUCUUUCUUUCUUUCUUAAUAAUUCUUCAUUCUUUCUUUCUCUCUUCCUUUCUUUCUUAAUAGUUAAUCACUAUUUAUUUCCUGCUUUCUUUCUUUCUUUCUUUCUUUCUUUCUUUCUUUCUUUCAUUUUAGUUCUCCUUCCUUUAUCCCUUUAUUUUUUGUUUUUUCUUUUUCUUUUUUUUUUUUUUUCUUUUCUUUCUUUCUUUCUUUCUUUUCUUUCUUUUUUCUUUCUUAAUAAUUCUUCAUUCUUUCUUUUCUCUUCCUUUCUUUCUUAA
Molecule: messenger RNA, 867 nt
Organism: Acanthosepion pharaonis
Lineage: Eukaryota; Metazoa; Mollusca; Cephalopoda; Sepiida; Sepiidae
Source: the annotation of a GenBank genome assembly